This is a messenger RNA of Drosophila willistoni, 2908 nucleotides long. RefSeq lists its product as uncharacterized. The coding region runs from base 54 to 1898 and encodes 614 amino acids. The transcript is spliced from 2 exons. The record is from RefSeq and is a predicted model, not a curated record. Lineage: Eukaryota; Metazoa; Arthropoda; Insecta; Diptera; Drosophilidae.
UGUGUGUGUCAGAGAGUGAGAGAGGAGGAGGUAAAACCAACAACAAUAACAUCAUGUCCACACCGGAGCGGAAGCGCUAUCAUAAGGAUAAUGCGCCAACGGAUGACAUAUUGACACUCAUCAAUUUGGUGCGACAAAAUCCCACAUUGUAUAAUUACAAAUUGCAACCAAACCAGCGACGAAGAUCCGACAUAUUGAGUGGGUGGCAGGACGUGGCCCAGCAAAUUGGCAAUAAAUAUACAGUGCAAGAGGUGAGACGUAAAUGGAAGAAUCUAAGGGACACCUACCAUCAGUAUCGCCUGCGGACACCCAAAUGCAUUGAGGGACGCUUGUCCAAAUGGCGGUAUGCCAAGGAACUGGAAUUUCUAUCGACGGUGUAUCAGCCCAAAUUGAAAUCCCAUCGAACACAGUCAAGCAGCUAUGAAACACUGGCCAGCAGUGUUGGACAUCCGGCUCCUAUUGGAACGAUGCUGCAAUUGAAACAGCAUCAGCAACAAUAUCAGCAACAACAGCAGCAGGAUCAGGAGAAGAACGACGAGGAUGAGGAUGAACAGGGAUAUGAAGAAGAGGAGGAGGAAGAGGAGCAGGCCACAGCCGAUGAUAAGGACGAGGUAGUUGAUGAUGAUGGCCUCUCUUCGCAUCAUGGCACCUCUCAAAUCACAUUAGUUAGCGAUGAGGCGGAGACUUUCAUAUUAAGCGCCUACGAGGAGAGUGUAGCGGAUGAGCAUCAUCAUCACCAUCAUCAUCAUCAUCACCAGCAUCAGCAGCAACAGCAUCAUCAUCACACCCACCAGCAUCAUCCCCAUCAGCCACAUCAUCACCAUCAUCAUCAUCAGACGCAGCACGAUGGCAGCAUCUCGAGCAUUGAGCUAUCCCAUAUAGUCCACGGCGAUGAUGAUGAUGUCGUCGACGACGACGUGGAUGAUGUGGAUGACGACGAUGGUGGUCAUCAGGUGGUGGAUAUUGUUAAGCAUGAACUGGACGAGGAUGGGGGCGCUGUAGCAGAGGUGGACUACGAAGAGGUCUGUCUGUAUGAGGAGGCAAGCGGGGCGCAUGUGGACUGUGAGAUGGGCGGAGUGAGUGUGAGCGAUGGCGUCGAUGGCGAUGGCAGUGAUGUGGCCGAUUCCAAGGGCUUCCAUUAUAUUGAUACCCACGAUUUUUGCAUCUCGGACAUUGAAACGCAAACGGUGGCUGUGAAGCAUCAUGUCGGAUAUGCAGGAGCAGCCACAAACAGUGUCCUGGCUGGUGGCACUGCAGUGGCCGAUGGCAAGCUUAAGAAUCUCACAUUGGUCACGACCACAACCACUGCCAAUGCUGGAGCCUCAACGGGAGCAUCCGGUAACAAUUCUUCCUCCUCCUCCUCCUCGGUGGUCACUGGAACGCAGCAUAUUGCCCUGGUGGAUGUCACCGAGGCGACAAGCACCAGUGUAACCAUUUCCAGCACGCCGGCCAUAUCGCUAAAUGCAGCCACGGUGACAACAACGCCAGCGGCAGCAGCUGCAUUGUGCAAUACCACAUCCUUUACCACACCCACAGCGACUAUACUCCAAUUGCCCUCGCUUAGCUGUGGCAGUAGUGCUGGAGGAGGCGGCGGUGGUGGUGGUGGAAGCAGUGGAACCGGUACACCCUUAACCGUUAGCAGUUCGCUCAAGGAUGAUGAUCAUCCGCAUCAUCAUUCGCAGCACCAGCAGCAACAUCUUCAUCAGCACCAGCAGCAUCAACAUCAACAGAUGGCCCAGGCUUUGGCAUUGUCCAAACGAGACGAACUCGAUUUGUUUUUCGAUUUCCUCAAAAAGAAAAUGCAAUGCUUCAGCAAGACCCAAAUCACGCACAUUCAAAUGGAGUUCUUGAAUUGCGUAAGUAGGCAAGAGGCUGCCGAUCAGGAUGCCAAGGAUUAGUUGCCCGACGACGAUUAGUUGUAGUUGUUUUGCUCUUUUUUUUUCUGUCAGUGUAUAGGCUUAGAAUUUUUUAUAUCGAAGUUGUUCCCAUAUUACGAUUCGUAAGUCGGCCGAACCAUAUACAGAAUACACACAUUCAUUUAUGUAUAUAUAUAUAUAUCUAUAUAUAUAUAUAGAUAUAGUAUGAUGUGUGUUAUUGUAAAAUCCGAGGAUGUGGCUAAUUUCGGCUGUGCCGUAGUUUCUACCCGUGUAUGUGUUUGCAUUGUGACCAUUCGAUCAUUCCUACUGAAUGGAAAUAGUCAUCCAACUGCAAUAAAAUUGGACAGUAGAUACAUUUUGAGGGAGACACGAGUCUAAUCUGUGGAUCGCUUAGCUUGACAACAUUUCUAGAAAAUUUUACACCGUAAUUAUUAACGUAUUUUUUUUUUACUUAAAAACUCUCUAAAGAAAGUUAUAUGUUAUAGCUAUCUGAUAUUGAUAAAGUCUAGAGAAAACUAAAUUUAUUAACUAGAAUGUUUGGCUUCAGUUAACUUAAUUUUAGAGCUAUUUGAUCUAAUGGUUCGAUUUGUAUGAUACCCAAUUUAAUCUUAUAUGUGAAUCCAUUCAGUAUAUAAUAAUUCCCUGGUCAUAAAUGCAUACAUAUAUCCUUUUGGCAAUGGGAAAAUUGGAAGCUAGACAUAAAAUAUUAAUUAGUACUGCAAAUCUCAAAUUUUCCAAGUGGCAGAAUUACGAGUUGGAAUGAGAGGAACAACACCGUAUAUAUUAUUAAAUAUAAAUUGCCAAUAAAUCCCCACACAGACACAAAUGGCUUGGGAUUAGUUAUGUUGAUCUAAGCUUAAAACCAAUCCAAUCGCUGCAUUACCUUAACCAUUAUGUAUGACACUUUUUCAUAUAUAGAAUAUAUAAAUAUAUAUAAUUACAUAUAUUAACCAUAUAUUGCUUAUGGUUUCCCCGAAUUGUAAUAUGAAUUUUAAUUGUAAAAAUAAAUUUAAUCGAUUCUCGAAGAAAAA